Messenger RNA from Aplosporella prunicola CBS 121167, 1269 nucleotides. RefSeq lists its product as uncharacterized. Bases 1 to 1269 code for a protein of 422 amino acids. Lineage: Eukaryota; Fungi; Ascomycota; Dothideomycetes; Botryosphaeriales; Aplosporellaceae. Gene Ontology annotation, molecular function: aminomethyltransferase activity; protein binding. The record is from RefSeq and is a predicted model, not a curated record. The transcript is spliced from 2 exons. Gene Ontology annotation, biological process: glycine catabolic process. Gene Ontology annotation, cellular component: mitochondrion.
AUGGCGUACGCCGCACGUCCCCGCGCGUCCGGCUAUCAGUCCGUCCGGUACAGCUCCGACAUAGCAAACGCUACGGACACAGCCAAGACUCCGCUCUUCCAGCUCCAUGAGGCAUACGGUGCCAAAUUCGUCCCUUUUGGGGGCUUCAGUAUGCCUGUCCAGUAUAGCGACCUAAGUGUCGGUGACUCUCACAACUGGACGCGUGAGAAAGCCAGUCUAUUUGAUGUCAGCCACAUGGUGCAGCAUUAUAUUUCUGGACCUGGUGCCGCUGCCUUCCUUGAACGCAUCACUCCCUCAUCCGUCUCCGUUCUGCAGAAUCACCAUUCAACCCUUUCCUGCCUCCUCCAUCCCACCAGUGGCGGCAUUGUCGACGACACUAUCAUCACGAAACUCACUCCCGAAAAAUUCUACAUAGUAACCAAUGCUGCCUGUCGCCAAAAAGACUCGCACUAUCUUGGCCAGGAGCUCAAAAAUUGGAGGGAGCAGAAGCAGCCCGAGGUACAGUGGGAGACUCUUGACGGACGGGGUCUCAUCGCUCUACAGGGCCCGCUCGCCCAUGAAAUUUUAUCCGCUGUCCUGCCCAGUAAAUCCGGCGACCUGAAAACCCUCUAUUUUGGGCAAUGCAAACAGCUUACUUUUCAUCUGCCCAGCGGUCAGGCUGUUGGGGACGUCAUCGUCUCACGCGGCGGCUACACAGGUGAGGAUGGCUUUGAAAUUUCCAUCCCGGGCCCGGAGACGGCGAGUAUCACAGAAAUGCUCCUGGAGUCGGCAGGCCCCGAGAAACUGCGACUCGCCGGCAUUGGUGCCCGUGACAGCCUUCGGCUUGAAGCAGGUAUGUGUCUUUAUGGCCAUGAUCUUGACGAUACGACCACCCCAGUCGAAGGGGCUUUGUCGUGGAUCAUCAGUAAGGAUCGUCGCGAAAAGGGCGGUUUCCAUGGUUCAGACGUCAUUUUAGGUCAGCUCAAGCCGAAAAAGGAUGGGGGUUCAGGUGUGAGCAGAAGAAGGAUUGGAAUGGUUGUCGAAGGUGCACCGGCGAGAGAGGGCGCAGAAAUUGUCGAUGAGAAUGGUGAUGUCGUUGGGAAAGUUACUAGCGGUUGUCCCAGCCCAACUCUGAAGAAAAAUAUCGCCAUGGGCUAUAUCAGAAAUGGGCUGCACAAGAGCGGCACCGAGGUACACGUCAUCGUCAGAGGAAGAAAAAGAAAGGCGGUAAUCACAAAGAUGCCGUUUGUACCAUCAAGGUACUGGAAGGGUGGAGCAACGCCUGGGUGA